This is a messenger RNA of Zygotorulaspora mrakii, 888 nucleotides long. RefSeq names its product spermidine synthase (gene SPE3). Gene Ontology annotation, molecular function: spermidine synthase activity. Gene Ontology annotation, biological process: spermidine biosynthetic process. Gene Ontology annotation, cellular component: cytosol. The coding region runs from base 1 to 888 and encodes 295 amino acids. The record is from RefSeq and is a predicted model, not a curated record. The transcript has a single exon. Lineage: Eukaryota; Fungi; Ascomycota; Saccharomycetes; Saccharomycetales; Saccharomycetaceae.
AUGUCUGCUCAGGAAAUUACUCACCCAACAAUUGUCGAUGGCUGGUUCAGAGAAAUCUCUGACACCAUGUGGCCUGGCCAAGCUAUGACAUUGAAAGUGGAAAAAGUUCUACAUCAUGAGAAAUCAAAAUAUCAAGACAUUCUAAUUUUCAAAUCCACUGAUUACGGAAAUGUCUUGGUCCUCGACAAUGUUAUCCAGGCUACCGAACGUGAUGAAUUCUCAUAUCAAGAAAUGAUUGCUCAUCUGGCGUUAAACUCUCAUCCUGAUCCAAAAAAAGUUUUGGUUAUCGGCGGUGGUGACGGUGGCGUAUUAAGAGAGAUCGUCAAGCAUGAAGGCGUAGCUGAAGCCUGGUUAUGUGACAUUGAUGAGGCUGUUAUCAGACUAUCCAAAGAAUUUCUUCCUGACAUGUCUGCCUCUUAUUCUCAUCCUAAAGUUAAAACUUACAUUGGUGAUGGUUUCCAAUUCUUGAGAGAUUUCCAAAAUACUUUUGAUGUUAUUAUUACUGAUUCAUCUGACCCAGAGGGCCCAGCUGAAACUUUGUUCCAAGCGGACUACUUCAAAUUAUUGAAUGGUGCCUUAACUGAGAAAGGUGUGAUUUCCACUCAGGCUGAAAGCAUGUGGAUUCACUUGCCCAUCAUAAAGGAUUUAAAAAAGGCCUGCUCCAGUGUUUUCCCGAUUGCAGAGUACGCUUAUACAACCAUUCCAACCUAUCCAACGGGCCAAAUUGGUUUUAUGGUUUGUUCAAAAGAUAAGGAUGCCAAUGUUAAAGAGCCUCUACGUGCAGUUUCUGAAGAGGAAGAAGCUAAGCGGUACAGAUACUACAAUAAGAGAAUUCAUGCAGCUUCUUUCAUUCUGCCAACUUGGGUCGAUAAGGAAUUGAACGCUUGA